AUGGGUAAAUAUAAGCACUUCGGGACGCACAGCUACAUUUUAGUGAGCAUCUAUCUCAAUCUACUAGUAGAUAGAGACAUCUGGACAAAAACAGCCCCUCAUUGACAGUGAUCUUUGCAGGCACCUACCAGAAGACGAACACCAUGUGGUUAAUAGUGGCACUCUCUCUUCUGGGUCUGAUUUCUUCACCAGUUGGAGCGCAGUCCUGUGGUGGUGCCCUGACGGCCUCCUCUGCCACCUUCUCCUCUCCCAACUACCCUUCCCGGUACCCCAACAACCAGAACUGUCAGUAUGAUAUCCGGGUGGCAUCCGGACACAAGGUCAUGCUGACCUUCAACUCGUUCGAACUUCAGGAUGCGUCCUGGAGCGGCGCCUGUACGGACUAUGUGGAGAUAUAUGACCUUUUCGCCUCCAAUUACGAUGUGGGCCGCUGGUGUGGCCAUGACAAGCCGCCUGCAUACCUCAGCGCCUCCAACUCCAUCCUAGUGCGCUUCGUUUCCGACGGAGCCACACGCCGAACGGGAUUCUCUGCCACUUACUGGACGGCCACAUCUGGGUCUGUGACCACGCCAGACACUACAGCGGAAAUCAACAGCGCUUCUUGCGGUACGCCAGAUUUUGCACCGUAUUUGACGAGGAUCAUAGGAGGCACUGCCGCUCGCCAGGGCAGCUGGCCAUGGCAGGUGUCCCUGAAAGACAGUUAUAACGGGGGUCACGUGUGUGGAGGGUCUCUGAUUGCUCCGAACUGGGUUCUGACAGCAUCACACUGCGUGGAAACGUCAUACAACAACCCUUCAAGGUGGACGGUGCGUGUGGGGAGCCACACCAGGGAAUCCACGGACAGUACACAGCAGGACUUUUCUGUGUCUCGAAUCAUCAUGCACGAGAAUUACAACAUGGCCUCUCUGGACAAUGACAUCGCCCUGAUGAAGCUGAGCGGGUCCGUAACCCCCAGCUCCUACAUCGACACCGUCUGCGUGCCAGACUUCACCUUCUCCACAGGCACCGAAUGUUACGUCACGGGAUGGGGUACAACCGGAAGCGGUUCGUUGGCGACCACGCUGCAGCAGGCAAACGUGCCCAUCAUCGCCAGGUCCACCUGUAACCUGGCUUCCUGGUACGGCGGCGCCGUCACCAGCAACAUGAUCUGCGCAGGCCACGCCAUGGGGGAGAUAGACUCUUGCCAGGGUGACUCUGGUGGCCCACUCGUGUGCUCUAGCGGAGGGAAGUGGUACCAGGCCGGCAUUGUCAGCUGGGGUUACGGCUGCGCUCAGCCCAACCGGCCCGGCGUCUACACAAACGUCAAGAAUUACGUCCAGUGGAUCCAGGACAAACUGCAGCAGUACUCUUAGGUACCACGUUAGGGAGGCCUACGCUACUCGCAGUAACAGAUGUGGCAUGUUUAGACAUAAACAUCUCCUAUUCUUAGCAAUUUUAAUUUGAUAAUAUUCUAUGAAUCAGCGUAAAAGUUGUCCUUACUGUUUAUUGUAACAUCUGUCUGGCUACACAAUCUAAGGCAGUUUAAAAAUCGAUAAAAUGUUUACCAAGGGUGAGCUAAUCACAGGUUUGUGAUAGCAAAACGUGUAUUGUUUUCGCUCUCGUCAAUGAACGCCGCUAUUUUGUUUUCAAAGGGAGUGCUGUAUAAUGGGAAGGGGCAUCGCCAUUUUGGUGUGUUAAUCUUAACGUGGAAUGUUAUGAGCGUGUUGUUGCGUACUUCUUGGAAAUAAAGGGACGACAGUCACA
Branchiostoma floridae (Florida lancelet) is the source of this 1743-nucleotide messenger RNA. Its product is annotated as trypsin-like. The coding region runs from base 144 to 1352 and encodes 402 amino acids. NCBI's taxonomy places the organism in Eukaryota, Metazoa, Chordata, Leptocardii, Amphioxiformes, Branchiostomatidae. Gene Ontology annotation, molecular function: serine-type endopeptidase activity. The transcript is spliced from 9 exons. Gene Ontology annotation, biological process: proteolysis; acrosome reaction. The record is from RefSeq and is a predicted model, not a curated record.